AUGGCUUCGGUUUGGCCGGGGCUGCUUCUCUUUCUUGCAGUACUGCUCAGACUCGCCACCACCUCCAACGCCCACGGUGAUGACAACCUCACUCUCCCAUGCCAUCCAGACCAGGCUGCGACCCUCCUCGAGUUAAAGAAAUCCUUCUUGUUCGACGAAGCCACCACCAACCUUUCAUCUUGGCAAGAAGGUACAAACUGUUGUCUCUGGGAGGGUGUUGACUGUGGUGGUUCUUCUGGCCGGGUCACGGCUCUCGACCUUAAUGGCCGCAGCUUCUCCAGCUCUGGCCUUGACCCUGUGAUCUUUAAUCUUAGCUCCCUACAGUUUCUUGACCUUAGCAUGAAUGACUUCGGCCAAUACAGUAUGCCAGCUAUCGGGUUUGAGAGGCUUACUUUUCUUGCCCAUCUCAAUCUCUCCAAUUCGAACUUUCAUGGUGAAAUACCUAUUGCCAUCGGCAAACUUGAGAAUCUUAUCUCCUUGGAUCUUUCUAGUCACUAUGGCACAUUUAGCGAUGACAGAACAAUUGAAAAUAAUUACUUGCCUAACUCGCUCUCGGUAUCUAAUAUUCAAGCCAUUGUGGUAAACCUCAGCAAUUUGAGAGCUCUCUACCUUGACUUUGUGAAAAUACAUAGCACUGGAAAAGAGUGGUGCGAAGCUCUAGCUAAAUAUGUUCCUCGUCUCCAGGUUCUUAGCUUCGAGCAGUGUGGUCUCUCGGGUCCAAUUCACCAAUCCCUUUCGAACCUCAGUUCUCUUAUUGUGAUCAACCUCCAACACAACAACGGCAUCUCCGCUGGUCCAUUUCCAGAGUUCUUCACCUACUUUGUCAAUUUAAGUGUGCUUCAAGUUGCUGGUAUUAAUCUCAAUGGGUGGUUUCCUAGCAUGAUUUUCCAAUCAGAAAAACUAAGUGUUCUUGAUUUGUCCUGGAAUAUGGAUCUUUCGGGGACUUUCCCAAAUUUAUCUGAUGCAAGUUCUUUAGAGAUUUUGAGAUUAGAUGAGACCAACUUUUCAUAUUCAAAACCAACCUCUACAAGCAAUUUCAAGUCAUUGAAAGAGUUAGCUCUUGAUGGGAAGUUUAUUUCCGCAGACUUUCUCUCCUCAUUCAACUUGCUUGGCUCAUUAAGCCAUUUUUCAUGGAUCAGCGACCUUAGAAACUUGAGAAGCUUAGAACUCUUCAAAUGUGACUUAUCUAACACAAAUCCUUUCUACAUUAGCAAGUUGAAGAGCUUGAGAAGCUUGAAUAUUGACACUUGCAACAUCUCUAGUCCGAUACUAGCUGCAAUUACUAAUCUCAAGGACUUGCAAAACCUAUAUAUCACUCGCUGCAGAUUAAAUGGCUCGAUACCAUCUACAAUUGGCAAUCUCACAAAUUUAAGAAGAUUGCAUAUCAAUGAGUGUGGGUUUCUAGGGGCAAUGCCAUCUUCAGUGGGUAAUCUUGUUAAUUUGAGAAACCUGGAUAUUCAUGGUUCAGACUUUUCAGGGCCAUUACCAUCCACAAUUGGCUUUCUCAGAAACUUGAAAAGCUUACAAGUGGAGGACUGCAAAUUUGUUGGGUCAAUACCAUAUGCAGUUGGGCAGCUCAAGGAGUUGACAAGAUUGGUUCUUCGAGGAAGCAACUUUUCUGGGGUGAUACCAAGUUCAGUUGGUAACUUGACUUGUCUGCUUGAAUUGGAUCUCUCAAUGAAUUUUCUUAGCGGUAAGAUUAUGGGCCAGUUUCUUGUUCUUUUUAUUGUAAUGUGCUGCAUAAUCUAG
Messenger RNA from Lolium perenne, 1749 nucleotides. NCBI's taxonomy places the organism in Eukaryota, Viridiplantae, Streptophyta, Magnoliopsida, Poales, Poaceae. The record is from RefSeq and is a predicted model, not a curated record.